AUUAAAAAAAAAUAUUAGAUUUUUUAAUGAGAGACAAAUUAAUUGCAAAUUUGUUUAUAAUUGUUCUGUAAUUUAGAUUAAAUUCGUUUCACGCGUCGAAAUCGAUGCAGAUUUGGUAAUGGGUAGAUGGCACACAACUGAGAAUUGUUCCUGAUGAAGAAUGUAAUCUGGCUAAUAUAAACCAUUUACCAAAGUUAAUUUCUUUCUUAAUUUUGUUGUUAAUCGAAGAUUAAUAAGAUCAUUGUUGAAGAGAGAGAAGUAAGAGGCAGACGAAGAAGAAGAAGCACACCCGAAAGCUCCUGCAUUGCUUCAGAGAGAGAGAGGGGGGAGGAGAGAGAAAUCGGGCAGAAGCUUGUCUCUCUCUAAAACCCUAUUCUUUGUCCAUCAUUGGGGGGUUUUCUGAGAAUAGCCGAGAAGAAAGAAGAAGACUUGAGGGAGAAGGAGAGAGAAAGUCGCUUCUUUUCCGUCUUCUGCUUUGAGUGGAGCUUUCUGGUGCUUGAUCUGACAUUGUUGACCAGCUCUAGGCUCGGAAUCAGCUUCUUGCUGAAUUGGGUUCCUGUUACUUCGUCCAAUCAUAUUACGAAACAGAGGCUGUGAUUCCGGGUUUUGCUCAAUCCGACAAUUGGUGGGCAUAGGAGUUUUGAAGCAUUGAUUGACUAUCCUUGGUGAAAGGGUAGACCUUGUAGUGGCUGAUGGUUACAGUAUAGAUCCUGUUGAAGGGCACAAUCGGUUUUCUGUUUCUGUUCGUGGUGCAUUGCUCUUGAGUUGAAGUUCAAAGAAAUGGCACGAGGUAGGAGGAGAUCGAAGCUACGUCUAAGCCAUCUUUACACUUUCGGAUGCCUUAGACCGAGUGCCGUUGAGGGUGAAGAACCUCAUCCUAUCCACGGCCCGGGAUUCAGCCGGAUUGUGCAUUGUAAUCAGCCUCAUAUGCACAAGAAGAAACCUUUAAGAUACCGUUCUAAUUAUGUCUCCACGACGAGGUACAACCUAAUCACUUUCUUUCCUAAGUGCCUUUACGAGCAAUUCCACCGUGCUGCCAAUUUCUAUUUUCUGGUAGCUGCGAUUCUCUCGGUGUUUCCUCUCUCGCCGUUCAACAAAUGGAGCAUGAUUGCCCCUUUAGUCUUUGUUGUCGGGCUUAGUAUGUUAAAGGAGGCUUUGGAAGAUUGGCGUAGGUUUAUGCAAGAUGUGAAGAUAAAUGCCCGGAAAGCUUAUGUUCGUAAAGGUGAUGGUGUUUUUCGUCGUAGAACGUGGAAGAAGAUUAAGGUUGGUGACAUUGUGAAAGUGAAGAAAGAUGACUUUUUCCCCGCCGAUUUACUUUUGUUGUCCUCGAGUUAUGAGGACGGGAUUUGCUACGUAGAGACUAUGAACUUAGAUGGCGAGACAAACUUGAAAGUGAAAAGGUCAUUGGAAGUGACAUUGCCUACGGAUGACGAUGAAUCCUUUGAGAAUUUCAGAGCAACGAUUAGAUGUGAGGAUCCAAACCCGAGUCUUUACACCUUUGUCGGUAACCUGGAAUAUGAGCGGCAAAUCUUUCCUUUGGAUCCGAGUCAGAUUCUUUUAAGAGAUUCAAAGCUUAGGAAUACAGCCUAUGUUUAUGGAGUGGUGGUAUUCACGGGUCAUGAUACUAAAGUCAUGCAGAAUUCGACAAGCUCACCUUCGAAAAGGAGUAGAAUUGAGAGGACAAUGGACUAUAUCAUCUACACUCUUCUUGUCCUACUCAUUCUAAUCUCGUGUGUCAGUUCAACCGGAUUUGCUUGGGAGACAAAGUUUCACAUGUCGAACUGGUGGUACUUACGACCCGAUGAGCCCGAGAACUUAACCAAUCCAAGCAAUCCCAUUUAUGCCGGGGUUGUCCAUCUCAUCACUGCUUUAUUGCUUUACGGAUAUUUGAUACCCAUCUCUCUCUACGUUUCGAUCGAGGUCGUAAAGGUCUUGCAAGCAACUUUCAUCAAUCAAGACUUGCACAUGUAUGAUCAUGAAAGCGGGGUCCCAGCACAAGCACGGACAUCGAAUUUGAAUGAAGAGCUAGGACAGGUUCACACUAUCCUUUCUGACAAGACAGGAACUUUGACAUGUAACCAGAUGGACUUUCUCAAGUGCUCAAUUGCGGGUACUUCUUAUGGCGUACGUUCCAGUGAAGUUGAGCUUGCUGCUGCAAAGCAGAUGGCUUUUGACGUCGAAGAACAUGGUGGAGAAAUGUCUACUACUCCAAGGGCUCAACCUAAAGCUUAUGGUUCAUGGGAUAAUAACCGAAGUAGGCAAGAGAUUGAGUUGGAGAGUUGCGUAAAUCACGAAGGCGAGAAUAAUCCAAGAACUCCCAUAAAGGGGUUUAGUUUCGAGGAUAUCAGACUCAUGAACGGGAAUUGGUUGAGUGAACCACAUGCAAAUGACAUUUUGAUGUUCUUUCGUAUAUUAUCUAUUUGUCAUACAGCCAUUCCCGAGUUGAACGAGACGACUGGCAAGUAUACCUAUGAAGCAGAAUCGCCUGAUGAAGCUGCUUUUCUUGUUGCUGCAAGAGAGUUUGGUUUCGAGUUCUUCAAAAGAACCCAAUCGAGCGUUUUUGUUCACGAAAGGUACUCUUCUUCGGGCCGAACAAUUGAAAGGGAGUAUAAAGUUUUGAAUUUGUUGGACUUCACCAGCAAAAGAAAGCGAAUGUCAGUGGUUGUACGAGACGAGGAAGGGCAGAUUCUUCUGCUAUGCAAAGGAGCUGACAGCAUCAUCUUUGAACGGUUAGCGAAAAAUGGACGGACAUACUUGACACCUACUACAAGACAUUUAAAUGAAUAUGGAGAAGCUGGGCUACGUACACUAGCACUUGCUUACAGAAAGCUUGAUGAGGAUGAAUAUUCAGCUUGGAACGCCGAGUUUCUUAAAGCCAAAACCUCGAUAGGUUCUGAUAGAGACGCCCUGCUUGAGAGGGUAUCAGAUAUAAUCGAAAGAGACCUAAUCCUUGUUGGUGCUACUGCUGUGGAGGACAAACUGCAGAAAGGAGUUCCACAAUGCAUAGAUAAACUUGCCCAAGCUGGCCUCAAGUUAUGGGUUUUAACUGGGGACAAGAUGGAAACUGCAAUCAACAUCGGAUUCGCUUGUAGUUUACUUCGACAAGGCAUGAAACAAAUCUGCAUUACAACCAUGAUUUCAGAUGGAGGCUCCCAAGACUCCAACGGGGGCAUUAAGGAGAAUAUCUUGAAUCAAAUCACUAAUGCUCUACAAAUGGUCAAGCUGGAGAAGGAUCCACAUGCCGCUUUUGCUUUAAUCAUUGACGGGAAAACUCUAACUUAUGCGCUGGAGGAUGAUAUGAAGUAUCAGUUCCUGGCAUUGGCAGUCGAUUGUGCAUCAGUCAUUUGCUGUCGUGUCUCUCCCAAGCAGAAGGCUUUGGUAACAAGGUUGGUAAAAGAGGGAACUCGAAAAACGACAUUGGCAAUCGGUGAUGGUGCAAAUGAUGUGGGAAUGAUUCAGGAAGCUGAUAUCGGUGUAGGCAUUAGUGGGGUGGAAGGUAUGCAGGCUGUUAUGGCUAGUGAUUUUGCUAUUGCACAGUUCCGGUUUUUGGAAAGGCUUCUCGUCGUCCAUGGACACUGGUGCUACAAAAGAAUAGCUCAAAUGAUUUGUUACUUCUUCUACAAAAACAUUGCCUUUGGUCUCACUCUCUUCUACUUCGAGGCGUUUACCGGGUUUUCUGGCCAGUCAGUAUAUAAUGACUACUACCUGUUACUCUUCAAUGUUGUCCUUACCUCGUUGCCAGUGAUUGCAUUAGGAGUCUUCGAACAGGACGUUUCCUCUGAGAUCUGCUUGCAGUUCCCGGCAUUAUACCAACAAGGAUCAAAAAACUUGUUCUUUGACUGGUAUAGGAUACUUGGGUGGAUGGGCAAUGGUGUUUACUCCUCUCUUGUCAUAUUCUUCCUCAACAUCGGAAUUAUAUAUGAACAAGCUUUCAGAACUGGUGGCCAGACAGCUGACAUGGAUGCCGUUGGCUCAACCAUGUUUACUUGCAUUAUCUGGGCAGUGAACGUUCAGAUCGCUCUAACGAUGAGCCACUUCGCUUGGAUCCAACAUGUCCUGAUCUGGGGAAGCAUCGGUUUAUGGUAUCUGUUCCUCGCACUAUACGGGAUGAUGCCCCCGAGUCUUUCUGGAAACAUCUACAGAAUUCUUGAUGAGGUUCUUGCGCCUGCGCCCAUAUAUUGGGCAGCCACAUUGUUGGUCACAGUGGCCACUGUUCUUCCCUACUUCACUCACAUAUCUUUCCAGAGAUCCUUGAAUCCACUGGAUCAUCAUAUCAUUCAAGAGAUCAAAUACUACAAGAGAGACGUCGAGGAUACAAUAAUGUGGACCCGAGAGCGUACAAAAGCACGGGAGAGGACUAAGAUUGGGUUCACGGCCAGGGUUGAUGCUAAAAUCAGGCAUUUAAAAUCAAAGCUUAAUAAGAAACAAUCGAAUAUGUCUCAGUUUUCAACUCAAGACACAAUGUCCCCAAGAUCAUUAUAGAUUUCUGAUAUUCGGGUUUCUUUAGAAAUCUCUCUUAGGGUAUUCUUUCAAAACUUUCAGUAUGCAGAAGCUGGGCAUUCUCCAGGUUCAUCCUCUAGUAAUGGUGGAUUGAUCGAGCUAUUCUCUGGUUUUUGAUACAGAUGUUCACCAGAGACAGAUGUUGAUGCUGUUGUGUGUUAAAAGGAAAAAAGAAAAGGGGUUUGAGCGAGUUGCAGUGAGAGCGUGUAAGAGAGUAGGUGAUGGUUUUUCGUCUCCCUUGGGUUCUCUUGUUGUUGAGAGGCUUUCUUACAAGACUUGAAUCAGAAACAGACUAUACAUAGGUCCUUGUGUAUAGUUUUAGGACAGAAUGCAAGUAUGCAACAUAACAGUAUCCCAUCAACAUCUUGUCUUACUUUGUUUUGGCCAACAACCUUUUCAAAUCAUUUCAUGAUUCUCUGACACUGACAUCAAGCAAGAUGCUGUCUUUAGGUUUUACCAUGGCCAUAUAUAUUCAUUUGCCAUCUGAAGUGUUGCUGUUGCAUAUCCGCAUACUGUAGCUUCUUCUGUGCUUUUGUAAUGUUCACUGCUUGUCCUUUUCUUUAUGAGAAGAAAGGGUUACAAAGAACCAAACCUGGCUUGUGGAACUGAGUAUAGUGUUGUGUCAGAAUUAGGUUAAUCUUCUUCUGAUGCAAGAUCUCUUAGCUUAUCCAGCAAUGGCGACAGGCCAGAGGCGAGAUCGGGUCUGUCCUUUUUCCUCGGCUCACAACACUGCAAAGCCGGUUUAGCCAAUGCCAAGGUUUCUUCCAAUGGCCAAUCUUCUACAUUUGGAUCAUAUAUGUGUGUGUACAUAUAUAUAUAUAUAUCAUUAUAUUGA
Molecule: messenger RNA, 5335 nt
Organism: Tarenaya hassleriana
Lineage: Eukaryota; Viridiplantae; Streptophyta; Magnoliopsida; Brassicales; Cleomaceae
Product: probable phospholipid-transporting ATPase 4
Exons: 11
Coding region: 781-4482 (1233 amino acids)
Biological process (GO): phospholipid translocation
Cellular component (GO): plasma membrane
Molecular function (GO): magnesium ion binding; ATPase-coupled intramembrane lipid carrier activity; ATP hydrolysis activity
Source: RefSeq, a predicted model, not a curated record